GUACAUUCCAAGAUGGCAGCCUCCUUGUUGCGGCAAAGUGCGAAGCUGAUCGGAGCGAGAGGCGGCGGUGGCGCGGCAGUAACGAAAAGGUGCCUGCUCUCUGCUGCUUAUUUAGAUAGUCAGAAAUGGGACCAGAGACAGAAAGACCCUCAAAAUCUGGCGGAACUAGCUGUGCUAAUGGAUGUAACCUACGAAAAGAAGCUUCCUGUCAGCUCAUUGACGAUAGCAAGGUUUAUUGACAACAUUUCUUCAAGAGAAGAGGUUGAGCAAGCUGAAUACUAUCUUUACAAGUUUCGACAUAGUCCAAACUGCUGGUAUCUAAGAGAUUGGACUAUCCACAGCUGGAUUCGACAGUGUUUGAAGUACGAUGCGAGAGACAAGGCCUUGCACACAGUGAGAAACCAGAUACAAUAUGGAAUUUUUCCAGACAACUUCACAUUUAAUCUACUAAUUGACUCCUUUAUUAAAGAGGAAGAUCUAAAGUGUGCGAUUGCUGUUGUCGAUGAAGUUAUGCUACAAGAAGCAUUUGAUGAGCCAUGUACACAGCUUCUUUCCCUCUACAUUCUACUUAAAUAUCUACAUAGUAAGCCAAAAUUAAAGUGGGAAGAUGAGAGGAAUCUGGGUGCAGCAUUGCUCUUGGUUGGACUGAAGCAGAACAAUACUGUUGGAUUUAGCUCUCAGCUUCUGGGACAUGCAUUUCUUGGAAAAAUUGAACUAACUAAGGGGAUCCGUGCUGUUUACACCAACAUGCCCCUCAUGUGGAUCCCAGGAUACUUUAAUCGCGCACUAAAUGUGAUGGAGAAUACAGUGACAGCACCAAAUGAAAUAAAGCUUUGCAAAGAAACGGUGGAUGCCAUGGCAACCAUAUUGGAGAUGGUAGCAUCUGAGACCAGUGAAUCCAUGGCAACAGAUGAAUCACAGGAAACAAAACAAGAUGCUGCAUUUGAAGACGAUGAAGAUGAUGAAAAUGAGAAUUCAAAACUUACAGAUUACCUCAACAAAUUUAAGAAACUUUAUGCAGAGCUGGAAUCUCUUGGAAAGAUUGAAACUGAAAGUCUGGUGACACUGACAGACAAGCUGGUCAAAGAAAAUCUCUCAUCAUCUGAAACUGAAGAAAUCCUUAAGUAUGAGAAGAAGUUAGAAAAAUGGGAAGAAGAACGUGCUUCACUGAUUCAGAGAGAAAGAGAGUUGAAGGAGAAGGCUCGCCAAGAGAGAGAAGCCAGACGAGCAGCAAAAGCCGCAACUUAAACCUCGUUAUGCUCCAUCUUUGGUGCAAGUGAUUAGGCUGACCUAUUAAUUUGAUUAAAUUGUGCCAUUUGCAGUAUCUGCAUAAUUCUUUCGUCAUUUCCAAAGCGUUAAAGCAAUAUAAGUAAUUUGGGUCUUGCUGAUCAAUGAAUUCAAUGUUGUAAAUAUGUGUUUUGUUUCCCUAGCCACUUCAAUCUGAACACCUGCAUAUGAUUCAUAAUAUUGUUAUUUCACAGUAACCCUAAAUCAACAUCUAACUAUAAUGUUUUAAUAAAAAGCUAGUUAUUUCCAGAAAA
Molecule: messenger RNA, 1541 nt
Organism: Hemiscyllium ocellatum (epaulette shark)
Lineage: Eukaryota; Metazoa; Chordata; Chondrichthyes; Orectolobiformes; Hemiscylliidae
Gene: mrps27
Product: mitochondrial ribosomal protein S27
Exons: 11
Coding region: 13-1248 (411 amino acids)
Cellular component (GO): mitochondrion
Molecular function (GO): protein binding
Source: RefSeq, a predicted model, not a curated record